Molecule: messenger RNA, 1937 nt
Organism: Erigeron canadensis
Lineage: Eukaryota; Viridiplantae; Streptophyta; Magnoliopsida; Asterales; Asteraceae
Product: probable glucan endo-1,3-beta-glucosidase A6
Exons: 3
Coding region: 214-1602 (462 amino acids)
Biological process (GO): carbohydrate metabolic process
Cellular component (GO): plasma membrane
Molecular function (GO): hydrolase activity, hydrolyzing O-glycosyl compounds
Source: RefSeq, a predicted model, not a curated record
AACACAAAAUCUUUUCUUGUCUCCUCCUCCAGCUUCACAGUUACUACUCAAAAUCUAUAUGUAGACCCUUUUCACUUUUCAACGGUCACAUACAUACAUAAACUAGUACUAGUAUAGUACUCUACUAGUAGUCAAUAUAUCUCACCUACUUAUUUCAUCUAGCAGCUGCUCUUUAAAACCUUCCUAUCAUCAUCAUUAACAUACCCACACAGAAUGAGUUUCAUUUGGUUCAUACCCUUUUUAUUAUGUCUCUUAUUUUCUCCAUCUAAUGGUAAAAUAGCUGCAAAGCCUGGAGUGAACUAUGGACAACUCGGUGACAACCUUCCCAAACCUCACGAAUCCGCCAAGUUAAUCAAAUCCCUAAAAGCGGGCCGGGUCAAAAUAUACGAUGCAAACCCGAAAAUCCUCAAAGCAUUACAAAACACAAACAUUCAAGUAUCUAUAAUGGUCCCUAAUGAAAUCAUCACAAAUAUGUCAAAAAGUCAAACACUAGCCAACAAAUGGAUCCAAACCAAUGUUGUUCCUUUUUACCCACAUACCAAAAUCCGUUACAUCCUUGUCGGGAACGAGAUCUUGUCUCAGCCCGAUAAUGUCACUUGGUUUAACCUCGUACCUGCAAUGCGCAAAAUCCGGAAGUCAUUAGUUACACAUAAGCUAAAAAAAAUCAAAGUUGGUACUCCGUUAGCUAUCGAUUGUUUGGAAACAAGUUUUCCUCCUUCUAGUGGUAAAUUUCGGACUAGUGUAACGAAAUCCGUUAUUGUUCCGUUAUUGGAGUUUAUUAAAAGGACUAAAUCUUUUUUCUUUGUUGAUGUUUAUCCUUAUUUUGCUUGGGCAGCUGACCCUGUUAACAUUAAGUUAAACUAUGCUUUACUUGAACCAAAUGUUUCUAGUUAUACCGACCCCGUUUCUGGGUUGUUGUACUUUGAUCUGUUGGAACAAAUGUUAGAUGCUUUGUUUUUUGCUAUGAAACGGGCUGGGUACCCAGACACCCGCUUGUUUAUUGCAGAAACGGGCUGGCCCAACGGUGGGGAUAUUGAUCAAAUUGGGGCUAGUAUUUAUAACGCAGCAGUUUAUAAUAGAAAUGUGGUCAAAAGGCUGACCGAGAAGCCAACAAGGGGUACGCCGUUAAAACCUGGCGUAGUGUUCCCCUCGUUUAUUUUUGCUUUGUAUAAUGAGAACCUAAAACCGGGCCCUGGUACUGAGCGGCAUUUCGGGUUGCUGUACCCGAACGGGUCAAGUAUUUACGAUAUAGAUUUGUCGGGUCAGACCACAGAAUAUAAGAAGCCGUUGCCUAAGCCAACUACUAAUGAACCGUAUAAGGGAAAGAUUUGGUGCAUGGCGGUGCGUGGAGCUAACACGACAACGCUUGGUGGUGCCUUGUCUUAUGCUUGUGGGCAGGGGAAUGGUACAUGUGACCCGAUCCAACCCGGUGGGAAGUGCUUCAAACCCGAUUCGUUGUUCUGGCAUGCGAGUUAUGCAUUUAGUUCUUAUUGGGCCCAGUUUCGGAAGUCUGGUGGGUCCUGUUACUUUGAUGGGCUUGCGGUCCAGACAGCCAUAAAUCCAAGUUUUGGGCGAUGCAAGUUUCCGAGUGUUACGCUAUGAGAAAUGUUAGGGUGUGGAAUAAUUGAAGACUAGAACUGAUUUUAUUUUGGCAAGCUAAAAAUAUGAUGAAAGCCUAAGUAGUUUUUGCUGUUAGUUUAUGUUAUAUGUAUCUUUUAGAUCAGGAAUCAUUAAUCUGUUGUUGUAGACAAGUUAUAUUAUGGUUGAGUUGAUGUUAUAUCUGUUCAAGUUUAUUCAACAAAAUAUAAGAUGUUCCAUUAGAAAAGAUUGGUGGUGGAGCCCGUGGAGGUGGGCUUAAUGUUGGGUCGCAUUUUUGUGUAAAUCCUUUUGUAAAACGAAUAUUUCUCUUUUUUAUAAAGAACAUUUUCAAAAGACAA